UCAUCCCAGCCUGGCCUGGCUCUGGCUCUGGCUCUGGCUCUGGCUCUUGCGCUCGACCAUAGCCCCUAUCCCGUCCGUCUGUCCUCUUCCUGCCUGCCUGUCUGCCUGUCUGUCUGCCCCAGCGGUCUUCACUCUCUUGAUAUCUGCUUCGACAUCUGCUUCGACAUCUGCUCGGCCAACAACAGCUCCUCGAAUCACGAGCAUGUCGAUGCAGCUAGCGGGCAGCCGUGGAGAAACACUGGUGAAACAGCAGCAGCACAUCGUGAGGCCUAG
Trichophyton verrucosum HKI 0517 is the source of this 273-nucleotide messenger RNA. RefSeq lists its product as uncharacterized. The transcript has a single exon. The annotation marks the transcript as partial. Lineage: Eukaryota; Fungi; Ascomycota; Eurotiomycetes; Onygenales; Arthrodermataceae. The record is from RefSeq and is a predicted model, not a curated record.